AUGGGCUUUGUAUUCGCCUUGAUUUGGAUUUUUCUUAUCGCCCUAUGGACUCAGUGCGGACCCGCGUGGCACUACUGGGACCUAUUCGUGGAAAAUCGCAACUGCAUUGAAGAGUGGCCACCUCUGGCGGGCCAGACUAUCACCACAGUCUUGACCGAUUUCGCCGUUUACAUCCUUCCUAUGCCUACACUAUUCAGACUAAGGCUACCAAUGAUGCAACGACUUGUUCUCAUCGUUCUCUUUAGUCUCGGCACAGUCGUCGUUGUGGCUGGGAUUAUGAGAACUUGGUGGGUCCAUUUUGUUGAGAAAGAAACUUAUGAUGUGACAUGGGACGGGUUCGAACUGUGGAUUUGGACAGCUCUCGAAGCGAAUCUUGCCGUUGUAUGCGGCUGCGUACCCGUUCUCAGACGCCUAUUGCCGUUGAUGUCGGAUAGCAAGGAUUCAACUGUGGCUGAAAGCGCGGCUCCCCCGACGAUUGGGUCCGGCAAGAGGCGUCAACAAAAGUUCGACGAUCUGGAUAUCGACGUGGAGAGUCAGGCACUGGAUCACAUCAACACGACUUCAACGACGGAUGGCGAAUCGGUAGAGAUACAGCCAGCGGGGUAUAGUCCUGGGUGGUUCCCGUUACGAGAUCCUUGGAGAAGAUCAAAACAUUAA
Messenger RNA from Colletotrichum orchidophilum, 657 nucleotides. RefSeq lists its product as uncharacterized. The record is from RefSeq and is a predicted model, not a curated record. Lineage: Eukaryota; Fungi; Ascomycota; Sordariomycetes; Glomerellales; Glomerellaceae. The transcript has 2 exons. Bases 1 to 657 code for a protein of 218 amino acids.